Molecule: messenger RNA, 1302 nt
Organism: Talaromyces marneffei
Lineage: Eukaryota; Fungi; Ascomycota; Eurotiomycetes; Eurotiales; Trichocomaceae
Exons: 6
Coding region: 1-1302 (433 amino acids)
Biological process (GO): peroxisome organization
Cellular component (GO): peroxisomal membrane
Source: RefSeq, a predicted model, not a curated record
AUGGCAGUUAUACUAAGUGAAAGAAAUGCCUCGGCCCGCAGCGUCGGAAGCAAACCGAGCUACUAUGUACCACUCCAUUGCGCAACUCAGUCGUGUGCUAUAGUCUCCUCACAAGCACCACGAUAUGUAGAAAUGGAGUCUCAUCGACAAACACUCCGCGAACUCAAAGCAGACGUCCUGCGACCCUCGAAAUGGAUAUCGUCAUACGAGAACUUUGUGACCAAGAACGUCAAUACAGUGAACCAGGUCGAAUCGGCGCUUAGGUCUCUUACAUAUAUUAUUCCUGGCCGAUUUCGUGAAUCAGAACUACCUUCAGAAUGCGUCCACUCCGGUGUCCAACUCCUCUCCCUAUACCAUGACUCUCUCGUCUCGCGCGUCAUCUCUCAACUCCCCUCCACCAUCCCACGACCCAUCCCCUCCCCGCACGCGCGAUACACCAAAUACUGGAUCAGCAAAUCCCCGCUAUAUCGCAAACUAGCCGUCGCACUACAGAUAAUCCAAUAUACUGAAUUACUAUGGGAAAUGACCGCACGCCGUCGAGGCGAAAAGGUUCGUUGGCGGGUAAUUGCGAUUAUAGAGUUCGCGAAAGCGGUUUGUCGGCUGUUAUUGUUGCGAUUGACGAAUUCGAGACCGCUGGUUAGUCCGCCUUUGCCGGAGAGGGAGACGGAUCCCCGUGCAGCUGAAGCCGAGAAGGAGGCUGCGGCGGGAGAUUGGAAUGGAAUGGAUGAGCCGAUUGAGGAGCCGUCCGUGUCGUCAUCAGAUCUAAGCUGGACAAUGCCCCGGACUGGUCUCACAUUGCCUAGCCUACCAGAUGCAAGUGAGAUAUCGAGUUAUCUCAUCUCCAAAGUACUCACGGCAGAUGACGUCAAGGCUCCUGCGUCGCUACUCCAUCGCGUCUCGGGACAGGGACAGUUUGCAGAGAUUCUUUAUAUUUUGAGGCCGGUCAUAUAUGCAUUGGCGAUGCAGAGAUGGUCGAAGAAUAAGCGAAGCUGGAGUCCGUGGUUGAUUGGCUUUGGAUUGGAAUAUGGAAGUCGACAGCUUGCGAAGAGAGAUCUUGCAGAGCGUGCUGCAGGCGGUUUGCGCGGUCUCACAGGCUUGGAGAGAGAUGAGUUGAAGAAGAGAGGAUGGGCGAUGGGUUGGUGGAUGAUGCGCGGCGCGUUCUAUGAGAAUAUCACCAAACCAUGGCUUGGAGGAUUGGCCGACAAACUCAAGGGCAAGCCUCUUUUGGAUAUUGUUGGGGGAUUACUGGAUGACUAUGAAUAUCUCUGGGACAAUUAUUACUUUUCGACGGCCAGCCUUUAG